UACGCCUCUGUGCCUUAUCUUCCCUGUUCAAUCCUCUUAGCCCACAGAGCUCAUCACUCAUAGAUAAUUUGGAGACUUCACUGGAAGGCUCUGAUUGAGGAAAUAAAAGCAAGCAUUGGAUCAAAGAAACAGCCACAGUCUCUGAACUGUUGUCUUUAACCCAAAUAUCUCUCUGUGUGAGCUGUCCAAAGGUUUCUUGUGUACCUUUCAUAAAAUGUUGGUCUUCUCAAGAGUUACGUACAUCACUUUGUCAUUUCUUCUUUUUUCUGAAAGUUUCUUUAUCAUAUCAGCAUUUUACAGGAGUCAUACAAUGUGUAGAAAUUUUGUUCCUUCUAUGAAUUGCCCCAAAGAGAAUAAACCUGUCUGUGCAACCAAUAGCCGUACUUUUACCAGCAGAUGCACGUUCUGUAAAGCAUACAAAGAAAGCAAUGGUAAAAUUAAAUUUAAACAUUAUGGUAAAUGUUGAGUUCUCGAUGGAGCAACAUCUUCCUAUGGAUCUUAUUAUAAUCACAGGUUUGUCCUGAAGUCUACAGUGGAUUGGAGAUUUUGUCAUCAGGUUCUCAUGGCCUUAGAAGAUUGGGUGACUCUCUGUGUAGGACACAGAGUAGAAGAAUGUCACUGUUCUUUUCACUUCUGGGAUCCUGGAAUUUCAAUGUUUUACAUUCUAUGGUCAACUACUUAAUGACACCUAUUAAUCCAAAAUCUCAAUUUUACAUUCUGUAAACUGACAACUUAAAACAAUCAAUACUCUUGUUGUAGUUCUUAAUAAAGUCUUAAAGUACACUA
Molecule: messenger RNA, 786 nt
Organism: Peromyscus eremicus (cactus mouse)
Lineage: Eukaryota; Metazoa; Chordata; Mammalia; Rodentia; Cricetidae
Product: ovomucoid-like
Exons: 5
Coding region: 215-466 (83 amino acids)
Molecular function (GO): protein binding
Source: RefSeq, a predicted model, not a curated record